Molecule: messenger RNA, 1200 nt
Organism: Larimichthys crocea (large yellow croaker)
Lineage: Eukaryota; Metazoa; Chordata; Actinopteri; Sciaenidae
Gene: lyve1b
Product: lymphatic vessel endothelial hyaluronic receptor 1b
Exons: 6
Coding region: 28-1086 (352 amino acids)
Biological process (GO): cell adhesion
Cellular component (GO): plasma membrane
Molecular function (GO): transmembrane signaling receptor activity; hyaluronic acid binding
Source: RefSeq, a predicted model, not a curated record
UAUAUGUGAUUCAUAUUUUAUAGAAAAAUGGCAAGAUUGCGCUUUUUUACUCACUUCUUACUUUUGUCUUUUGGAGCCUUUUUGAUGCCCACUGACUCCAAUCCGUUUAAAGUCAGUCAAAGUCAGAGUGCUGCUGGAGUCUUCAUGCUUAUUGAAGGAGGAAGAUACACCUUCAACUUCACUGCUGCCAGAGAUGCCUGUUUAUUUCUGAACGUCACCAUAGCGAGCCAAGCCCAGAUGGAGCGAGCAGUACGGCGUGGACUGGAGACGUGCAAAUUUGGCUGGAUAGCUGAACAGAUUGCCGUUGUCCCACGACUCAGAGCUGAACAAACCUGUGGAAGUAACAAAACUGGAGUGGUGACGUGGUCUGCACGUCCAGAUAGAAUGUUUGGUGUCUUCUGUUACAAUGCAUCAGAUUUAGAAACUCCAAACACCUCAACAUCCAGCCCAGAAACCUCCACAUUCUCCACCAAACUGAAAACACUGACCAAACCUCUGCUCAUUUCAACAACCAAGUCUCCACCUUCAACACAGCCGAGGACGACAGCAGCUGCUAAACAAACAGCUUUCACUCUCCCAGUCAAGACAACACAUUCAGCAAGGAUUCCCUCCACCUCCGCUAUACCUAAGACUUUAUCUACGCACAUUCCUACUUCUCUCUCUCAUCUCAUCACCUCCAAACCCAUUGUUAUCAGUUCUGACUUUUCUGCUUCUGCUCAUACCUCUGUUUCCAUUGCUUCCUCUGAGUCAACGACGCCAACAUCAGUGAGCGCUGCAAAACCUCUGGGAGAUGUACCAACGGCACUCAUCAUUCUUGCCAUCAUCUUUCUGCUCAUCACAGCAGCUGGCGUUGUGUGGUACUACAAACUGAAUCUCUUCUCCUUCUGGCCUCAGGGGCAGCAGAAGGACGACACAGAGACAGAGAUGUGGAAGCACACCGACAGUGAGAUGGACCUGCACAGCCAAUAUGAAGGAGAAGAAGAGUCGGACAGGAUGUACUCCAGUGACAUCACGCUGUGUGUGAAUCCAGGCAUCACGCCGAUUUCUUUAGAGAAGCUUCACAAAGAGGUGUUUCAUGAUGAAUAAUGGACUCUCUAGAAUAUCUUUAUUGCCAUCUCAGUGCAGGAAGUACAAAAAACAAACAAAAAAACAUAGUAUAAAACAAACAUAGAUAAAACAUAAAUGCAACAUAAAUAAAAC